GUCUAACUGGUACGUUUCAAUUCAAUAUUAGCUUUUCCACACAACAUGGGAGGUCCGUCUGUGUCCCCCUCCCUCCUGUCUGUGUUAAUCAGUGUCAUCACCCUCACCUGUGUGUGUCAUCAGUCUCACUGGUGUCACCUGGUGCCCUGUGUGUGUAUACCUCUCUACCUCACUCAGUCCUGGUCUGAUCGUUGGUCAUUGUGGCUGCUGUUGUGUUCUGUUCCUGCCUUCUUUCUUUCCUUCCCAGUUCCUGUUACGCAUGAUCUGUGGAGUGUGGAGUGCUGCGUGAGGGGGCUGCAUGUGGGUGAACAUAUGUGAUGGAGUCUGUUAGCUGCAGUGCAGAGAUGGACGGUGCUAACUCACAACAACAGAGGUCAGCCGUGGUGUAAAUGGAGUCAAGGCUGGAGCUGGACGUUCUCAUUUACCCAGAUGAAGUUAGGCUGGCUUCUCCAGAGGACCUGCGGGGAUGGGAGCUGGAGACGGCGAGUCAGGUGUCUACACCUGUGGAGCGACUCUUUGUGGCUCUUUAUCCGUACAACCCUGCAGCGAUGUCUCCCAACCAUGACACAGCAGCGGAGGAACUGCCUUUCAUACCAGGACAGAUCAUCAAGAUCUGUGGAGACAAAGACUCCGACGGUUUCUAUCACGGAGAGUCCGGCGGCCUCUCUGGUUACGUGCCCAGUAACAUGGUGGCUGAAAUCCCGGUGGACGAUGUUUACCUGAGGCGUCUUCUCAUGCAGCAGGGAUUCCUUCCUGUUGACCAAACAGGUCUGUCUUCACCUUCAGUUCUCAGUGACUUUGGCAGCUUCUGUGAUGAUGCGGUUGUUCAAAGAAUGGUGGCUGUGUUUGACUACGAUCCAUGGGAAAGCUCACCUAAUAUAGACAGUGAAGAUGAACUCGGCUUCAGGGCGGGAGACAUAAUAUAUGUUCUGGGGGAAAUGGAUCAAGAUGGGUUCUAUUAUGGUGAUCUCCAUGGUCGACGAGGUUUGGUCCCCUCAAACUUCCUGCAGCCGCCGGCCUGGGACUAAAACGAGAGAGAGAAAGAGAGAGAGAGAGAGCACUAAGCUCAGAGAGGUGAGAGAGAAGGUUGGAGCGAUUGAAAUGGUCAAAGAAUGGUGAGGAUUGAUACGAGAAAGAACAACAGCCAAGAGAAGAAGAGAAAAGAAAUAUUUAAUUCUAAAAGAUAAUUAAUUUGUUUUUUUAGAGUAUUCUGUAUUUAAAGUGCUUUAUUCCAACCUCCGUUAUUAGAUAUUAUAUAUCUUAUAUAUUAUAGAUAUAUAUAUUAUGUAACAAGAAUCAAGAGCACAGAGCUUUAAUGAACACGUCAGACAGCAAAGCAUCACACCACAAAAAAAGAAAGUAUUAAAAUACAUUAACAAAGUCAUACAGCUGAUUUUAGAUUCUUCUGUCAGAGCUCGUCUGAAUUUGAACUUGACGUAAAGAAUGUUGAGAAAGUGAAUCGUUACAGACAACUGCUGUAAGGUAAAUAGGAAGAAGUGAAGAGAAAUGAGUUAUUUUGUGUCCGUUCACUGGUAAAAUGUUCUAAAAAAUAAUGCAUUGAUAAAAUAAUAAAUAAAUAAAAUAAUUUAUUAAAUAUUUAAAUUACAAAUAUUAUUAAAAAAUUAUUUGGGUUUCAUGAAAAUGCCUGUGAAAUAUUAAAAAAAAAAAAAAGAUUGUAGUGUUGGGCUUUGUAUCAGAUUUUUUUGCUUUAUUUUUUUUAUCACACACACAAAUACAUCAGAAGUGUUUAUAACAUCCAUGUGUGUAAUACAGUUCUGUAGAAACAUAAAAAGUCCAACACUGUUAAAACCAAAGGGAAAUGAAAUCAUACUUUAGCCUUAUUUCCUGUCUCUGAAAGGCGGGAAAGUAUUACUAUUAGGUUGUUUUUUUUUGUGGUUUAUUUUUGCCUUAUAACCCAUUGUAUUUUAUAAUAUUUAAAGUCUACAUUUUUAUGUAAUUAUAGCACAAAAAGUAAUUGU
Messenger RNA from Cynoglossus semilaevis (tongue sole), 1979 nucleotides. Its product is annotated as RIMS-binding protein 2. NCBI's taxonomy places the organism in Eukaryota, Metazoa, Chordata, Actinopteri, Pleuronectiformes, Cynoglossidae. The coding region runs from base 390 to 1028 and encodes 212 amino acids. The record is from RefSeq and is a predicted model, not a curated record. Gene Ontology annotation, molecular function: protein binding. The transcript has 7 exons. Gene Ontology annotation, biological process: neuromuscular synaptic transmission.